Cygnus olor (mute swan) is the source of this 2118-nucleotide messenger RNA. Its product is annotated as butyrophilin subfamily 3 member A2-like. Gene Ontology annotation, molecular function: protein binding. The record is from RefSeq and is a predicted model, not a curated record. The coding region runs from base 1 to 1596 and encodes 531 amino acids. The transcript is spliced from 15 exons. NCBI's taxonomy places the organism in Eukaryota, Metazoa, Chordata, Aves, Anseriformes, Anatidae.
AUGGGGCUCCCCUGGGGCUGCAGCCGCCCCAGCCUCACCGGCCAUGCCAGGGACCUCCUGACUUCCCUCGUCACUCUGCUCCUCCUCCGGCUGGGCUCAGCCCAGCUCAGAGUGGAGGGACCAGGCCACCCUCUCACUGCCACCGUGGGGCAGGAUGUCAUGCUGCCCUGCCACUUGUCCCCUCAACGGGAUGCUCGCACCUUGGAGGUCAGGUGGAUCCGGGACAAUAUGUCUGAGACAGUGCACCACUACCGCAAUGGAGAGGACCUGUAUGGGGAGCAGAUGGGGGCAUAUGUUGGGAGGACAGAGUUGGCCAGAGAUGGUCUCUCUGCUGGAAGCCUGGACUUGCGAAUCACCAGGGUGAGACCCUCUGAUGAUGGCCGGUAUGUCUGCACUGUGGAAGAUGCUGAUGCUUAUGAUGAAGACAUUGUGGAGCUGAAGGUGUCAGCCACAGGCGCUGACCCCCACCUCUCCCUGGAGGGCUACGAGGCCGGAGGUGUCCAGGUGCUGUGCAGAUCGGCCGGCUGGUACCCACUGCCGCAGCUGCUGUGGAGGGAUGCUCGCGGGCAGCAUCUGCCCUCAGUGUCCCAGACACAUUCCCAGGACCAGGAGGGGCUCUUUGAAAUCGAAGGCGCCGUCAUCGUGACUGGGAGCAUGGAGGGGCCCUUGUCCUGCGUGGUCAGGAGCAGCCGCAUCCAGCAGGAGCGGGAAUCGUCCCUGCACAUCACAGCUCCCUUCUUCCACAAUGCCCAGCCCUGGAUGGUGGCUCUGGCUCUGGUCCUCAUGCUUUUGGCUGUGUCCAUUGGCCUCGGUGUUUAUCUCUUUCGAAAGAAAGGGGCACAGAGCCGAGAGCUGGUGAAUAGAGUUGCAAAGCUGGAGGAACAACCUGCAGAGACCGAGGAAAAAGAUGCAAGACUGGUGGAACUGGCUGCCAAAGUGGAGGAACAAUCUGCAGAGCUGGAGAAACAAGCUGCAGAGCUGGUGAGAAAAGAUGCAAAGAUGGUGGAACAAGCUGCAGAGCUGGCAUGGAGAAGGUGUCUUCUGCCUCAAAAUACAGUGAAGGUGACCCUGGAUGCGGACACAGCUCAUCCCAUGCUUGUCCUGUCUCAGGACCAAAAGAGUGUGAGACGGGAAACUGAAUGGCAGCAGGUUCCUGACACACCAGAGAGAUUUGACACUUGUUGCUGCGUGCUGGGCCGUGAGGAGUUCAGAGAGGGGAGGCACUUCUGGGUGGUGGAGGUGGAGGGGGAGUGGCUAAAGUAUUCUUGGUGGGCUGUGGGGGUGGCCAGGGCAUCUGUGAAGAGGAAGGGGGAGAUCGACAUGAGCCCUGGAGAAGGGAUCUGGGCUGUGGAGUACUAUUAUGAACAUCUCAAGUCUCUCACAUCUCCUCCCACCCACUUGUCCCUGUCCCCUGUCCCCACGAGGAUCUGGGUCUGUCUGGACUGUACCCAGGGGCAGGUGUCUUUUAUCAACGCUGACAACGGGGUCGAGAUCUUCACUUUUACAGCAGCCUCCUUCAAUGGGGAGAGCAUCCACCCCUGGUUCCUCUUGAAGAAACGGGGAAUUCAGCUGUGCCUGAGGGACAGCAACUUGUAGACCCUGUGCCCAGCUCUGACGGGCUCCUGCCCUUCUCCAGCCACUCCUGCAUCACCUCUCCUUGGUCCUGCAGGAGCAGCACAGGAAUGAGGGGCAGUGGGGCCAGGGGCUGCCACGCGCUCCUCCCUGCUGCUGGAGGAGGGCUGGGAUGCUGCAAGCAGGGGCAAGGUCCCUUGCAGCCCCUGGGCUCUGCCCUGCACAGGGUUCCUGUGCUGGGGCACAAGUCCUGCUGGCACCUUCAGGUCCCACCCUGCCUCUGAGCCCCAGCGGGCAGCACAGGGGCUGCAGCAGCUCUCCACGCUCCUCUCCCCUCUGCUUGCACUGCUUGCAGACCCCCAGUGCAAGGGAUGUGGUCACCAUGUGCUGCCGGCCAUUGCAGGCCACCUUUGCCUCCUAGUUUGGGGUUGAUCUUUGCUCUGUGCCUGGUGCUGUGCAUGAGCAGCCUGUGGGGGCUCUUUGUUCCCUCCUCUGGAGCACAUCAAGGCACAGCAGCAGCAAGGCUGUGGCAAAUAAAGUUUUGCA